Hydra vulgaris (swiftwater hydra) is the source of this 2020-nucleotide messenger RNA. RefSeq names its product solute carrier family 40 member 1. NCBI's taxonomy places the organism in Eukaryota, Metazoa, Cnidaria, Hydrozoa, Anthoathecata, Hydridae. Gene Ontology annotation, molecular function: iron ion transmembrane transporter activity. The record is from RefSeq and is a predicted model, not a curated record. Gene Ontology annotation, cellular component: membrane. Gene Ontology annotation, biological process: iron ion transmembrane transport.
UUGUAUCACCAUAGUAAUAUUAAGACAACAAUUUUAAGUAAGAGCUUUUAUUAUGCAGGUAAGUUAAGACACGAAGAUUUAAAUUAUAUUAGUCUUGCAAGAUUGUAUAUUACAUCAAAAGUAAAACUAUCAUUUCGCAAAAAAAAUCAAUUAAAGCUUGAUUUCGAUUACUGUGAAGUUUAAUACUUAGAGAAAUGUGGGCAGGAUACUGGCUAUGCUCAAGCUUCUUUUUCUCCUCAUGGGGAGAUCGCAUGUGGAACUUUGCAAUUGGAUUAUAUUUAGUAAAGCUCACACCUGGAUUAUUGCAGCUAACAGCAAUUUAUGGUGCUGUUGUAACUAGUUCAGUUAUAUUAUUUGCACCAAUUAUAGGAAACUGGAUUGAUCGAAAAAAUCGCUUGGUAGUUAUACGAACCCUAUUGUUACUGCAGAACGGACUAAUCAUUUGUUCAGCAGUAUUUAUAAGUUUAAUUCUUUUUAAGGUUACCACAAACAAUAACAUUCUUUCAUUUCUUAAAGCAUUUGUAAUUAUUUUUGGAGCAGCGGCAAAUCUCGCUUCACAAGGGGAACAAAUAUCGAUUACAAGAGAUUGGGUCGUUGUUAUUUGCCAUAAAGACAAAGAUAGUUUAGCCAAACUAAAUGCUCACAUGCGAAGAAUAGAUUUGUCAGUAGCAAUACUUGCUCCAAUCGCUGUUGGAUCACUCAUGUCAUUAAUAUCGGACCUUUCCGGGAUCGCUCUAAUAUGUGGAUGGAAUAUUUUAUCAAUGUUUUCAGAGUAUAUUCAGUUACAUCAUAUCUAUAAAACUGUUCCAGAAUUAGCAGAAAAGCAUAUUAACGAGUAUGAAAUUUUAGGAGAAACUGAGAGCGAUCACAAAGUGAAGUCAACUGGAUUAGGUAUUUUUGACAGAAUAAAACUUUCUUUUAUUGGUUGGAAAGUAUACAAAAGUCAAAGUAUAUAUUUAGCUGGUAUUGCUUUAGCAGUAUUAUAUCUCACUGUACUUGGAUUUAGCUCUAUAACCGUUGGAUACGCGUACUCGCAGUCAAUGAAAGAGGUUUACGUUAGUAUUUUCUUUGGAACAGGUGCUUUGUUUGGAAUUUUAGGAACAAUAGUAUUCCCUUUUUUAAGAAAUAAAGUUGGUCUUGUAAAAACUGGAGUUAUCGGACUUGGUUAUCAAUGCAGCAUGCUAAUUCUAUGCGUGAUAUCAAUAUGGGCUCCUGGAAGUCCGAGUAGUUUGAGACAUAUAGACAAAUAUGUUACUAAAUUAAACACAACUUUUACAAAUACUGUAAGUUAUAAUAACUCAUCUACAAUACAGCCACCAGUUGCAAUUAAUCAUAGUUAUGUUUCUAUACUUUUAUUAAUGUUAGGGGUAGUUUUAUCUCGGUCAGGACUAUGGAUAUCAGAUCUUACAAUUACACAGCUGCAGCAGGAAAAUGUUGAAGAAGAAUUUCGUGGAGCUGUUGGUGGUGUACAAUCUUCUUUAAAUUCUGUAUUAGAUUUGAUGCAGUAUAUAUUAACAAUUGUUCUCUUCAGGCCAGAAGAUUUUGGAAUUUUAAUACUGAUAUCAUUUAGUGCUGUGUUUACCAGUUUUCUUUUAUAUCUUACUUUUUCAAUAAAGACGUCUCUUGGAUCUAAAUCCUAAAAGAUGCAAGCCGUAAUGCAGUCUAAAUUUUAUUUAUUUAUAAUAUAAAAAGGUAUUCAAUACAGCAAACUUAAAAAUAAGAAAAAAAAAGACUGCUUUUUGUUGAAAGUUAUUUUACCAUUUUAUUGCUUUUUAAAUAUUUUAAUUCUGUUACAAUUCUACAAAAAGAUUUUUUAAUAAGUUACAUUUUUAUUGCAUUUUUAUUAUAUUUAUACUCACCGCUCUCAGGUAAAAACCAUAGAUUAUUAAAAACUAGAUAUUUCAUAAACUUCGAGAUACUGAAAGUUAACGUACGAUUGCUAGAUACAUUUAUCCAUCGAUAAACAUUAAUCAAGUUUGUUUUGCUUGUGAUUUAAUAUUAAAAAUGUUAUUUAAUUUUG